Amphibalanus amphitrite is the source of this 3239-nucleotide messenger RNA. RefSeq names its product BCL-6 corepressor-like protein 1. The record is from RefSeq and is a predicted model, not a curated record. Gene Ontology annotation, cellular component: clathrin coat of trans-Golgi network vesicle. The transcript has 8 exons. Lineage: Eukaryota; Metazoa; Arthropoda; Thecostraca; Balanomorpha; Balanidae. The coding region runs from base 1062 to 2834 and encodes 590 amino acids.
AACGGAUUAAGCGGCGCAUUGUUUUGUUUCUCUCUGCGCGAUGAUUCUCUCUUUUAUUUGCUUACCUCACUGUGCUCAAAAUAUGCUGUUCGUAUGCUCCCCAUCCAUACGUUGAUCGACAUUCGACACCCACGACUGGAUGCCCUGUACAUGACUUCCUUCAGGGUACCUACCAACUAUGUGUGCACGGUGGCGUGGACAAGAUGUGAUUGAUUGUGACUUGCGAGUGCUCUAUCUGACACCGAUGUGAUUGCUCGUUACCCGCACGCUGCACCACAGCUGUGUCUGUGACGAUUGUUACGAGAUGUUACUUGACUUCCUCCGAUCGUUGUGUAACUGACCCAUGUAUGACCUAAGUAGUGUCGUUUAGUUAGUGCCUAUCUGACCGAACUUUGCUCUCUCCCGCUUUUAGCAAUCUUAACUAGUAGAUUACAUCAGAUCAAAGUUGUGUGAACUAACAAGAUUAAUAUAAAGUAGAAGAGGAAAUAACUUAACAUUAACUUUACCUUGCCCUUCUCCACGAAAAGUCCUUGCAUACCCUUUCCCAGCUAUACCGCAUCCUUCAGAGCCUUGCUUAGUGACCCUGCUUAGUUUCCCAAAAGCAAAAUCGCCUAUCAGCGAUACAAGACGAGACACCGAGUGAGAGAAGAAAGAAGAUGGACGCUUGAGCCCUGGCAGCUACGCGCCCUAAUCCAACAAGAACAAGAACAAGAGAACAAGAAAGGCGCUUGAGUGCUUGAGAGACGGCUGGGGCCAAGAUUACUUUACAAGAUUGCUUUACUGAGCGGGUUGGGGUAAAAACGCUGAACUCUAAGCACCUGGGCGGAGAGCUGACUGACGGUGACGUCCAGAGGUGGUCGCAGUACCGCGCCACCGGCAGCCCGGGGCGGCCUCAGGCGGCCUGCUGCGGCCGCCAGCACCGACAGUCGACAGAGACCAACCUGCACCCGGCACGUAGUCAUCCAUAAGGGUUCUUCUGUCUUCAAUGCAGCGCUGGAUACUAGGUGCUGAAUAAGUGUUUUGACAGCUUUGUGCAGUCCUAAGCACCGCCCUGAAGAACCAUGUCAGGAAGCGAUCUGGAUAGGUUUAUGCUGGCCUGCUCCGACCUCAAUCAGCCAGCCAAAUCACGGCUCUUUCAGAAUCGUCCUGGACUCAAGGAUAUCAAGGUGCAGUCGCGACCGACCACGCAACCAGCGAGUUUCCAGACGAGUGUCAAGGCCCGCGACUGGUCGCAGCUGGAUUUGGGGGACGCCUUUAGCCAGGCGGCACCGCCACAGCCGGCGCCGUCUCUGUCACCAGCGGCAGCCCCACAAUCGGUCGAUGUGAAAGCCGACUCUGACUGGGACGAGUUCGAUGAGUUCCAGAGCUGCCCGCCACCUCCGGCGCCGGCGCUCUCCGCGCCGCUGUUAGCCCCGACCUCGCUGACUGGCUCGUCCGCCCUGGCGACCGCCUUUCUGCCCCCGGCAGCCGGCCUCAGUCAGAAUGUACUCCAGAGCGGCCCGGUACCCAGCGACUUUGUCGCGCCGCCCAGCGCCGGGACUGGCUGGCCGCCGCAGGCGGAGCCCGUGGCAGCCGCCGCGUACACCCCUGUACCGGCCGUGCAACCUGCUGCCAAGCCCACACGAUUUAGACAGGGCCUUGUUCCGUUUAACGCCUACCCCAAGCACGAUGGAUCGCUGCUGGACCAGUCGCCCGUGGCUGAAGAAAGCGCCCCUUCACCGUACGACGGGCGACGAGGGAUCUACACUCAGGAAAAGGAGAUUCGGCGUCUGCCGACGUCAGAGAGUUUACCGCCUUCCGGCGCUGCUGUCGAUCAGCUGUUCGCCCAGAGUUGGUCACCUUUGACUUCAAAUACUUCGAACAACACUGGACAGGGCUGGAACGAACCUGUCGCAAUUGGAACACCGAACCUACUGGAGCUGGAGACACCCUCAAAUCUGCCGCCUAGCGUCAGUUCUAAUCAGAGCAACCCAGUCGCUGCCCCAGCCCCCAGUUUGGAUGUUUUUGCUGGUUCCCAGGCUCCGGCGCCGGACAGCUUUUCGGCGCCGCUGGUGCCACUGCAGCUGGAUCUGGGCGGUGUGUCGGUGUCGACCAAGCCCGAGGAGGCCGCUGACGAGGACUUUGGCGAGUUUGUGUCUGUGGAGCGUCCGUCGGCGAGCGGCGCGUCAAGUCGACACGGCUCGCUGCCCAGCCUGGACCUGCAGGUGGCGCCGGCGGCCGAGGCCGGUGAGGUGUCGCCACUGGAGCCGGACAGACGCGAUACCGACGGAGAGCCGGCGGCCGCCAAGCCGGACAAAUACGACAGCAUCCGACAGGAGGUGAUGAGCCCGCCGACGAUGGCCCGGUCGGCGCUAGUGGCCGAGUGGCGCCGCUGUCUGCAGGCCUGCUACGAGCUCAUUCAGGAGGGCGUGGCCCUGUUCGGCUCUGUGGACAGCCAGCGCACGUGCUCCGAGGUGGCUGGGUCACGCCAGGGGGCGCGCUAUAUGGACAACCUGAGCCGCGUGUAUCGGGUGGCCAGCCGGAUCGAGCGGGCCUGCGAGCGGCACAGCUGUGUGAAGGAGCUGGAACUGGUGCUCUCCGAGACCUGCAAAGCCUGGGCCAACCUGACGUCGUUCGUGGCCAAUUCGCCCGCCCAGACUGCGUCAGAGGUGCGCGACUGUUGGUCGGAGGUGGGCGCGUCUUCGCCAGCCUACUGCGGCGUGUGUCUGCUGCCCGCCGAGGAGGCGGCCGGUGACGAGCCGACACUGGCCUGCGCCGGCCACCAGUACCACGCGUGCUGCGCCAAUCUCUGGGUCAACCGGGUGGCCGACGUGCUUCCAGCGCUACGACCCUAGUCGCGUGUGGGAGUUAGCCCUAGCCGGAUAUCGACUAUUAUUUAUCUGAAUUUUAUGAGAUUGGUUAGUCAGUUUAUUUUAAUUUUAUCUAUUUAAUCAAUGGCCUGAAUGUUUGUGAUUUCUUCAAGUCUGUGGAACCGCACAUGAGUAUCGGCGAGGGUCUGGAGCUGAAGCUAUGUGAUUAAAUGGGGUAAAAGCGUCCUCUCGUUUGGGGAAAGUAAAAUGAUGUGUUGUGAUUGAACGAUAUACAUUCCGUGAUGUUUAUUCAUUUGAUGUGCACCUGCUUGUCGGAAAUAAGUGUUGAGUAUUUAUUGAGCAUUGUCAAAAAUCGGUCAUAAGUGAGUAUAAAUACCGGAAAGAUGUCUUCUAAUAAACGGACUACAUCGGUCCAAAUUGACGAUACAA